AUCGGCUCUUGCCCCGUCCAAGCCCUCGUCCUCUCUCCCCUCCUCUCCUUCUUCGUCUUCUUCCCCUUCCCGAUAUGCCUCGUCCCUUGGUGCUGAGAGUCUGAGGGAGCAGGAUGAACCAUCGCCAGCUGGAGCAUGAGCCCCUCAAGCACUUCCAGACGCCUCUUGCAAAUCGCUUGUUGCGGCAUCAGUUCAAUGAGGAAAGGCAGUUGCGAUAUGACAUUCAGCAGGUGAACGUGCCAGCGCCCGGGGUUGCUGAUCUGGCGGCAUACUCGUUACUUUGUGAUCGGCUGACGUAUGCGGGGGUGUACGUGGAUGUGACGCAGUUGCCUGGGCGGGAGACGACUCGAGUGUUCAUAGAGUUCCGCGCGCUGCAGGUGGCACCUAACUUCGUGCAUAGCGUCGCCACCUUUAUCGGAGACUUGACGAUCCUGCCGCAGCCGAAUCGGGAGCCGGCGCGAAGCUUUGUGCGCGAAUACGUGGUGCAGGCGGCGAGAUCAGUGGCCAGAGUGCAGGGACGGGAGGACACCGAUUCACGGCCCACGAAGCGCUACGAAGACGUGUGGGAGUUGCACCGCGCGCUAUACAAGUCGGUGGUGUUGGGGAUGUUUCGAUUCUUCGUGGAGCACGAAGACCACUGCAUCGGGGAGCACUUCGUCGUUUAUUACGUCAUUAUGCGGCACAAGCCAGCGCAGAAGGAGGGGACGGUGGCGUUGUACCCAUUUGCCCAGUUCCAGACGACCAAUCCGGGAUUGUUGGAGCUCAUACAUCUUGAGCUCCUAUCCAUUGCGCAAGUGAUCGCGAGCGAGGAAGAGGAGAUCCAGCCACGAUUGUGGAUGGCGUCUGCCCCGCGGAGAACGUACAACGCGGUCGUCAUCCCGGAUUACAUUGCGCAGCGCGAGGAGAGGUUGGAGGACUUCCCUGAGGAAAAGCCGUUGCGACUUCCCUCGUCGUAUCCCAGACCUGCGCCGCCAAAGGCCCCCAAGAAGACGCCGAAGAGGAAGAGACGCCACCCAUCACCAGGAGCGCAAGGCAGUCGAAUCGGUGGCGGCGAGGAGGUGGUUCAGCCCGUGCACGCGCGGAAUCCUGACCCUUGGUUAAGGAAACUGUCGUGCCAUCGCCGCCCCUCCCGCGCGUACGCGAUCUCAAUCUCGAUGGAGCCGGGCCAUCAGCCGCAGCAGCCGGAGGAGGAAGCCGAAUGGGAUUACCGGAUCCUGUAUCCAGACCCCCCGUCCUCGCGGGACCUUUCCGCUUCCGCCAGCCCCCCCGGAGUGCCCCGAUCAUUGACAUUAGCAGUUCCUCCGAGCUGGACGGUCCACCGGACAAAAGUGGAUUUCAUGGUGGAGCCCACCACCAUCAGGCUCGAGGCCAUUGUGGGGGCGCCACGCCCUGAUCCGGCGUGGGAGCCAUAUCUGACACCCUCUUUUCAAGGGUGUAUCGCGGCGCGGAUGGCGGGGACGCUCAUCUACGAGACCGGGCAGCGGCCCAAUGUGAUGUAUCACUUCCUUGUCUUCGCGGCGCAGAAGCAGGAGCGGCGGCCCUACACCAUCAGGCUCGAGGCCAUUGUGGGAGCGGCGCCGACGACUCCGGCGGCAAUGGCCGCUUUCCUUCGACCUAUUCCGCCCCCUCUUAAUCCCGACAUCGAUCACUUCCUUUGAUCACCCUCGCCUACUUCUCCCUUCUUCUCUCCUUCUCUUUCUUUUCAUCGUCUCCUUCUCCUAUGCCCAAAGUUUGCGCGUCGAGACGCGCUCACUUGGUUUGAAUCAACAAAGGUCAGCCUUCGCC
Chara braunii is the source of this 1785-nucleotide messenger RNA. The record is from the annotation of a GenBank genome assembly. NCBI's taxonomy places the organism in Eukaryota, Viridiplantae, Streptophyta, Charophyceae, Charales, Characeae.